This is a messenger RNA of Balearica regulorum gibbericeps (East African grey crowned-crane), 1066 nucleotides long. The record is from RefSeq and is a predicted model, not a curated record. NCBI's taxonomy places the organism in Eukaryota, Metazoa, Chordata, Aves, Gruiformes, Gruidae.
GCAGUUUUCAUCUGCAGUUUCAUGGUUGCGGCACCUAUCUUUGGUUACCUUGGUGACCGUUUCAACAGAAAGAUCAUUCUCAGCUGCGGGAUCUUCUUUUGGUCAGCUGUCACUUUUUCAAGCUCCUUCAUCACGGAACAGUAUUUCUGGCUGCUUGUGCUCUCGCGAGGUUUGGUUGGCAUCGGUGAAGCAAGUUACUCCACUAUCGCACCAACCAUCAUAGGAGACCUUUUCACCAAAAACACAAGGACCCUUAUGCUGUCUGUUUUCUACUUUGCAAUUCCUCUUGGCAGUGGAUUGGGAUACAUCACGGGGUCAAGUGUGAAGCAGGUUGCUGGAGACUGGCACUGGGCGCUGCGGGUAUCUCCACUCCUGGGAAUGAUAACAGGGACACUCAUCUUAAUAUUUGUACCUGCUGCUAAAAGAGGAAAUGUAGAACAACUUGGGGGACAGCUGAAGGCUCGGACCUCGUGGCUAAGAGACAUGAAAGCACUGAUUAGAAACCGCAGCUACGUGUUCUCAUCGUUGGCCACCUCAGCUGUCUCCUUUGCCACAGGGGCGCUUGGCAUGUGGAUCCCUCUCUACCUUCACAGAGCACAGGUUGUACAGAAGACAGCAGAGACCUGCAGCUCACAGCCCUGCAGCACCAAAGAUAGCUUGAUCUUCGGAGCAAUCACAUGCUUCACUGGUUUCCUGGGUGUAAUCACAGGGGCUGGGGCAACCAAAUGGUGCCGGUUAAAAACCCAGCGAGCUGAUCCUCUUGUCUGUGCUGUUGGCAUGCUAGGAUCAGCCAUCUUCAUCUGUCUGAUCUUCGUUGCUGCCAAGAGCAGCAUUGUGGGAGCCUAUAUUUGCAUUUUUAUCGGAGAAACUCUUCUGUUUUCAAACUGGGCUAUCACAGCAGACAUACUAAUGUAUGUGGUCAUUCCAACACGCCGUGCAACCGCAGUGGCCUUGCAGAGUUUCACUUCACACCUCCUGGGAGAUGCUGGCAGUCCUUAUCUGAUUGGAUUUGUAAGUGCUCGUAGCAGGGAAGGAAGGCCUGCAUUUAUGAGCAGAAUGGGAAGUG